ACCGUGCACUAGAAAUUAAAUAAAUAAGAAAACCCUAUGUUUCUUUUUUCUGCGGUUAAUUUCGUCAUCGUCGGCUACACCAAUCUUCUCUCUUCCCAAGCGUGUGAAUCCUCUUCUCUACUACGAUCCGCGAUCAGCUAUUGAACAGUAGCUUUUCUGUUUAACGAAGCCAAACAGAGAAAGAAUUAUUAGUUACAAUGGUACGUCCUUACGCUAUCAAGGAUAAGAUGAAAAAAUGUGAGAGACAUGACAAAGAAGAAGAAGAAGAAGAAGAAGAAGAAGGAAAGGAUGGGUCAUUUGAGAUUGAUUAUGGAAUUCCAAUUCCACUUGCACAAUCUCAACAAACAAGCCUCAAAUCACAACCUGGUGUUAUAUUUGUCCUUGAGAGAGCUUCUUUGGAAGUUGCCAAAGUUGGAAAGACUUAUCAGCUUUUAAACUCAGAUCACUCAGUUUUUUUAAGCAAAAUGGGAAAAACCAAAGGAGAUUACCGACCUGAUAUUGUCCAUCAGGCUCUUUUGGCCAUCUUAGAUAGUCCACUUAACAAAGCAGGAAGAUUAAAAGGAUUGUACAUAAGAACUGAGAAAGGGGUUCUAAUUGAAGUGAAACCCAAAACUCAUUUGCCAAGAACAUCCAAACGUUUUUAUGGUCUCAUGUCACAAUUGUUACAAAAGCUGAGUAUAAAGGAUGAAAAAACUCACACUAAACUUCUGCGUGUAAUAAAAAAUCCUGUAACUCAGUAUUUACAUGUUAAUUCUCAUAAAAUCGGAUUCUCUUCUAGCUCAGAAAAGUUGAUAAAAAUGAAAGACUAUGUCCAUAAGUUUGAAAGUGAUAGAGACAUCGUUUUUGUGGUUGGUGUAAUGGCUCAUGGAAAAAUUGAGCCGGACUACCAUAUCGAUGAUUUUAUAGCUGUUUCUAAUUACUCGUUGAGCGCUGCAUGUUGUAGCACAAUGAUUUGCCAAUCGCUGGAGGAAAAGUGGAACAUAUUUUAAACUGGAAUUUGUUUGGCUGUUAGAUUAUCUAUUAUUAAAACAAUUUAAACUAUAUGUGAUUAUGAAUGAAUUUUAUUUUUAUUAAUCA
Messenger RNA from Cannabis sativa, 1077 nucleotides. RefSeq lists its product as uncharacterized. Gene Ontology annotation, biological process: rRNA base methylation. Lineage: Eukaryota; Viridiplantae; Streptophyta; Magnoliopsida; Rosales; Cannabaceae. The record is from RefSeq and is a predicted model, not a curated record. Bases 198 to 989 code for a protein of 263 amino acids. Gene Ontology annotation, cellular component: nucleolus; small-subunit processome. The transcript has 8 exons. Gene Ontology annotation, molecular function: rRNA (pseudouridine) methyltransferase activity; rRNA binding.